Molecule: messenger RNA, 1458 nt
Organism: Trypanosoma conorhini
Lineage: Eukaryota; Euglenozoa; Kinetoplastea; Trypanosomatida; Trypanosomatidae
Exons: 1
Coding region: 1-1458 (485 amino acids)
Source: RefSeq, a predicted model, not a curated record
AUGUUGCCCACGUGCGGCGGCGCGGGUUGCCGCCGUCUCGGGGCGCUGCCCCUCGUUGUGGCGGCGGCGGCCUCGCCGCUGUGGGGUGCCAGGCGCCACCGCCUGACCAACGCAAGCAUCCUCGCGAACAUCAAGGGCAUGGCGGACGAGGCCAACGACCUCGCCUCCAAGCUCGUCUACGCCAGGCGGCGGCAGGAGGACGCGGUGGCGUGGGCCAUCAAGGAGAAGGAGAUGCUGGCAGAGAAGGCAAAGCGGCAGCUGGCGGCGGAGACGCGGCGGCUGCAGGAGGAGGAGAAAAUUGAGGCGUACCUGCAGGAGGUCGCAGCGAAGUCGGGCGACGCGGCGGCGGCGGCGGCACGCAGGCAGCUCGCAAAGGCGAAGUCCCCCUACACCCGAUCCGUGGACGCCUUUGGCGAGAAGAGUGUGCGGUUGCAGCACUCCUUCGCCGGCCUGGCAGACAACCGCGUCAUUAAGUGGUGGGAGCGACUGUAUUGGAACUACCUCCGCUACGGCUUUACGCAGGAGCGGCUCAUCGCGAAGGACCGGUUUGGGAACAAGUUCACCGUGACCUGGCAGUUCCAGAAGGGGCGGGAGGAGCAGCGGCGCAUGUACCGCAAGGACGCCAACAAGAAGCACCUGCCGUACGGCGCGCUGGCGACGGACGACCGGCUGUGGGAGCGGUGGAUGCGGGGCCACCGCGGCGACCCCCCGAGCGUCGCCGAGGAGGAGCACUGCAGGGACUACAAGAAGCAAUACUUUGGCGCCAUGGUGCUGGAGGAGGAGGAGGUGGAGGACGCCCUGAUGCGCGUCAUGGCCCACAUGAAUCGCUCGCAGCAGACCUUUCAGGAGCUCGACGAGGACCAGGUCUACGGCGACGCCCACCGCGCCACGCGGCCGCUGCGGCAGGCGGAGCACCACCCGGAGCAGGAGCACGCCGCCAAGGCGCAGGCGGGGGCCACCUGGACUCUCGGCUUCGUCCGCGGCGACCUCUUCUACAACGAGGAGGAGGUGGAGGUGAUGCGCACCGAGCUCGGGCACGUCUUUCGCAACAUGGCGUGGCAGGAGCUGGAGUACAAGCGGCAGGUGCGGGUGAACAGGCGGCAGCACCCGGUGCGGAAGCCGGCGGAGGGGACCACCGACCCGAACGCGCCCGACGGCGAGCCCUUCGUCCACUACUGGGAGCGCACCGACCUCGGCAUCCCGUACCACGACGCCGUCCCCGACCUCACCACCCCGGCGCUGGAGCGGCUCCGGGUGGAGGUGGACCAGCUCGAGGACGAGCGGCUCGCGCUGCGGCGCGAGCUCGGCCUCACUGACCUCGGCGACAUCCGGGAGGGGCGCGACCCAAUCGACAAGGCCGGCGCGCGGGAGCCCUUCCAGCCACCGCCCGUCUCCUCCCGCUGGCGGCCAAAGUGCUGGGAGGAGGCGUGGGGCACCGGCGCCGGCAACAAGUGGUAG